AGCCGAGCCCAGCCGAUUCGAACCGAACAGAGCCGAACCGAGAGCCCCGGCCCCGCCGGCGUUGCCUCAUGGCCGGGAAGAAACCGAUCGUGGUGGUCGGGGCGACCGGGGUCUGGGGGGGCUACAAGGCCCGGGCUCUGCUAGAAGAUGGGAUCUUGCAGGUCCACGCAAGGAGCCCCGUGAAGGAGUUGGAGGAGCUGAAGCAGAGGGGAGCUGAGGUUGUGAAGUUGGAUCAAGACGAUGAGCCAUCCCUGGAGCUGGCCGUGGAGGGUGCUUACAGAGCCUUUGUUGUAAGCAACUUCUGGGAGCACUGCAGCAAGGAUAAAGAAGUCGCACAGGGGAAGCAGCUUGCUGACCUGUCAAAGGGCCUCGGUCUGUGCCACGUCCUGCAGAGCAGCCCAGAGAACAUGAGGCAGCUGACGGCCCAGCUGGAGGUGCUCCACUCCGAGAGCAACAGCAUGGUGGAGGAAUGCUUCCAGGAAGUUGGUGUUCCCACCGUGACCAUCUGACUGCCAUUCUACUUUGAGGACUUCAUCUUUAAACCGCAGAAGGUCCUGUGGGGGUAACCUUUGUCCUGGGUAAGACAGCGCCUCUUGCUUUCUAGGUCACCAUCCUGUAGUUCUCAUCUGCUCCCACUGUGCAGAGGCUCACUGAGGGGCGGUGAAACCACCAGGGCUGCAGACUGAUGGGGAAGAGAGGCCUGUGCCACCCUGACCACAGCAAGUUGCAGCUGCAUCGGUGGGUGGCAGACAACAGGGCCGCCUUCUGACCCUUCUCUGCCUCCUCUGGCCGAGGUGAGUGGCACUGAGCUGCGCUGCCUUUGCACCAGCACCCUGGUGAAAGGCUGACCCUGCCAGAGCCUUGGUCCAUGCGCACGCUCCAGGGCUCUCUGUGACAGGGUUGGGACUGUUGAGACAGAGGAAGGGUUGUACAGCCACAGGCAGACAGGCAGGAGAAGCGCUGCCCUUGCACGCUAUCUUCAGGGAUGUGUUUGUUUAGUGACUCUGGGUGUUUUCCCAGGAUCACCCUCUUUCCUAGGCAGCUCUGAGCAAUGCAGCACCACUUGGCCCCAAAGGGCAGUGCUUUCUCUGCAGGUACCACAGCCUGCCCACAACUGGUGCAGGC
Molecule: messenger RNA, 1125 nt
Organism: Egretta garzetta (little egret)
Lineage: Eukaryota; Metazoa; Chordata; Aves; Pelecaniformes; Ardeidae
Gene: NMRAL1
Product: NmrA like redox sensor 1
Source: RefSeq, a predicted model, not a curated record